Larimichthys crocea (large yellow croaker) is the source of this 2025-nucleotide messenger RNA. It is a transcript of the gene cltrn, whose product is annotated as collectrin, amino acid transport regulator. The coding region runs from base 153 to 842 and encodes 229 amino acids. The record is from RefSeq and is a predicted model, not a curated record. The transcript is spliced from 7 exons. Gene Ontology annotation, biological process: positive regulation of amino acid transport. Gene Ontology annotation, cellular component: plasma membrane; extracellular exosome. NCBI's taxonomy places the organism in Eukaryota, Metazoa, Chordata, Actinopteri, Sciaenidae.
CAGUUUCAUUUGAUAUCAUCUGUGUUUGGAGACAAAGUAUUAAUAUACGUGCCUUGGCACAAUGGGUGACCGUGUCACACACUGCACUGUGCUGAGUAAACAUCUCUCUCAUGGGAGCUUGAACAAACAGCAGCACACACUCUACAGUUUCCAUGUUAUACAGCCAGGGGGAAAUGUUGGAGAAGAUCUUGCUCCUGUUCUGUUUGUCGUCUGCGUUGGCAGAAAAUCUCUGCAGACCCGACGCCUCCAAUGGAUACAAAGUUCGACUCAGCAUCAAAAGGGCUCUGGGGGAUGAAGCUUAUGUCUGGAAUCAAGAUGAGAUGUUUCUUUUCCGAGCGACUCUGGCCUUCGCCAUGAGGAACCACUUAAGCGGGCAGGACUUUCAAGUGUCGAACAUCCUCGUGUGUGAUGAAACUCCCAGAGUGUCCUUCUGGUUCAUCGUGACGUCACCGCUCGACGCCACGCGCCCCGUUGGUAAAGAAGAUGUGGAGGAGGCUAUAAGAAAGUCCAGGAGUCGCAUCAACAGCGCCUUUCUGCUCACUGAUCAAACUCUGGAGUUCAUCGGCAUCAUCCCCACCUUGGCAGCACCGGUCAGCCCUGACACCCCUCCAUGGCUCAUCGUGUUCGGGGUGGUCAUGGGCUCUGUGGGUGCUGGCAUCAUCGUUCUGCUGGUGUACCCUGUGGUCCACAAGAGACUCAAAAAGGACGAAGAAGAAGAAGAAUUGGAGGAGGAGGAGGGGGAAGAAGAGACCAGACGAGUGAAGACGAUGGAGAACGGCGCAGCAGGAGACGGCGCUCACAACCUGUCGUUCACAGACGACGAGCGCUUCACACAGAUGUAAAACACUUUAAAAACACUCUUCAUGUGAGUGGUGAGCUGCUCUACGAGGACUUUUAUCAGACUGUUAUACUGAAUCUGCAAAAUAACUUUGAGGUUUUUUAGAUUUCAUGAUUCCUUUCUGAACAUUUCUGUACUAUAAAAACUUUUGAUUUUUUUUUUAAAGCCAGUCUUUUGAUUUUCUAAAUAAAUGUGUUGAGGGGUGAUAAAAUUAAAGCUCUGUGUGAGAGGGAAUGGAAACAUAUAUUCAUGGUUCAGCUCUACAUCUAUAAUUUGCCAUUUGAAAAGGUGACUGUACGUUUAUUCUACCUACGGAAGCCCAAAGCUGUCACACAUUCAUGCAUUUUAUUCCAUCUGAUUUCUUGUGAUAAAGAGUUUUCUCAGGAUCUCGAGCUAUCUCUGCCAUCAUCGACAAAGCCAAGAUAUCAACAUAAUUAAUUAUUAUUAUUAAAGUCAUAAUUAAUCAUUGCUGCAAACAUGACUUGGUGUUGCGAUGUCAGAAGGGCUAUUCUUUUGCUUUGUCUAGUUGAAUUACUUAUGAUGAUGAUUUUAUCUCUGGAAAACAAAGUUUCAACGAUCUCUGAGAAUAUCUCGGAAUAAUAGCAUUUGUUAUUUUUGAGGUAAUAACAUAAAAAACUUGAGAAAACCAAUUAAAUGAAUUCGCUAUCACAAGAAAACAGAAGGAUGCUUAGGGCUUCUGUACAUUUUCUCGAGAUUUCAACAUAUCGAAACUUUGUUUUCUCGUGAUGUCGAGUUAUUUAUGUCGUUAUCUUGAAAUAACAAAUGUUGCUUCGAGAUAACAGGAUAUAUUUUUUUAAGAUCUUGAGAUAAUAAGACUUUGCUUAUUAAUUAAAAUUGGAUCUCAAGAAAACAAAAUUACUGUCUAGUGCAUUAAAUCAUUCAGUGAAGUAUUUCAAUCAGUCGGUCAGGAUCAGGUCAGCACGGUCAUGUAUGAUGGAAAUCUCAGACCUGAGACAUGAGUCAUUAUCUCGACAUCUAAAAUAAUUAAAUAAAUAAAUGUAUGACCGCUUCGGGCCUCUGUACUCCUGCACUUUCAGGUUCAUUCAUGGCAGAAAUGUAAUCUACAUGUAUAUCUGUAUUUUUAUAACAGGGAACAAUCACUGGGCUGCAGACUCGUUGUUUGAUUUUGAUGCGAUCGAAUUAAAACGAGGAUCCUGUUUGUUCUU